This is a messenger RNA of Thyridium curvatum, 1248 nucleotides long. RefSeq lists its product as uncharacterized. The coding region runs from base 1 to 1248 and encodes 415 amino acids. NCBI's taxonomy places the organism in Eukaryota, Fungi, Ascomycota, Sordariomycetes, Thyridiales, Thyridiaceae. The transcript is spliced from 2 exons. The record is from RefSeq and is a predicted model, not a curated record.
AUGGGCAAAUAUCAAUCCAAGUCCGAACUACCAGGGGAAUCUGGCACGAGAUCAGUCCAGUCCCCGGGCAAUCUCGCCGUGUCUAUACCCAAGCUCGACACCGACUGUCUCCUUCAAGCCCCCGACGAGAGCUCCAUCAAGCGCUCAUGGAUGCAGUUGAGCAAUCUGAUCGACUCGCACGUCCAGACCUUCUACGAUGCGGGCGUCAGUUUGCAAAACGACCGCGAGUCGAUACGAAAGGACUUGAGACGAUACCGUAUCGUUGAAGAGGCUCGGGAGCUUGAUGAGCUUGCCGAGCUGCUGUACGCGCCCGUGUACAGAAAAUUGGGCCUGCGGGUAUGCAUCACGAGAGUGAUGCUCUCGAGCAUCGAUUUCUUCGGCCAUCCCCGCGGGACUUCUCUAGACCGGGACGUUGUCAUACUCCUCAACCGGUUCCGACAGCUGAGGCCCAAUCCAAGCCCAGAGCAUGAGGCCGCCCUUGCACAUUGGAGGAUGAUCACAGCGUUCUUCCUAGCACCAUCCUCGAAGGAUCUCCGAGACGACGAAUACCCUUGCGUGAACCUCCUGGUGCAAUUUCUGUCGUUGUUCAGGCUGAUUCCAGAUGACGACGAGAGGGCUGCUUGGACCGCAAGUCUCGUCACCAUUGCACACAAGUCGAUAGACGUUGGUGAAAAGAUCUUUGCUCACCCGUCCACGUGGAAGUUUGAGUGGCACCCAGAAGCCAGCGCACUUCCUCCGCUGGAAAUAUUCAUGGAGGAAACCAGCAAAAGUAGGAAAGACACGGGUGUCCCGCAUUAUGAUGCGGGUCCGCCGCCCAUCGUUUUGUUUCCCGCACUUAUAGAGUUGCCCAUCGGGGUCGGCGAUACAGAGACUCCGCUCAACGUGGUACAAAUCGCAGACCUUGGCCCGGGCAUGGCCCUUUUCGAGUCUCGAGUCCGGAGCUUGUCCUCGCUUCUGGCACUUGAGAACUCGGAAUCCUGCACGCAAGCAAGAGCUGCGAGUGUCGGCGCAACUAGUGACCUGCGAUACGAGGGAGGUGGUGCGUAUGCGUAUCCCUUGCGCAACGACAGGCCGACGAUUCGCAACGCGUCCCCUGGUCUCAGAGAGCCAGAGGACUUUAUCAAACCUAUCAGGAGGACUUCCACCAUGGACAGUGUAUCGAAGCAUAGAUCCUCCUCGAGCCGAUCAUUCGGCAGUCACUACACAUCAUCACGUAAAAAGCGAGAUUCGAGGCACACAGCACCCUGA